Caenorhabditis auriculariae is the source of this 4194-nucleotide messenger RNA. Lineage: Eukaryota; Metazoa; Nematoda; Chromadorea; Rhabditida; Rhabditidae. The record is from the annotation of a GenBank genome assembly.
AUGAACCCGAACCCAAUUGGUGACGUCAACCUUCAAAUAAUGGACUCUAACGUUGUCUACACGGCGACGUGUCUUUAUGGCGCCGUCGUUGUUCUGGGAAUUAUCAGUGUUUCCAUUUUCAUAGCGGUUCUCAUCAAGGGAUCUGACACCUUCAGGGAGGUACAGUUCAUUUUUAAUGACUUCUCUGCGCCCUCCUUGUCUCUCGGCGGCCCUCUCUUUUUGACGCGCUGUUUCCAUGUUUCUCUGACCUCGCCGGUGAGGGAACAGAGAGACGCAGACUUCCAUUUUUCACGUCCUUCCGCAUAAUUAUGACGCGCAUUUGCAUCCUUUAGGCUUUAGCAUUUAGAGUAGCUUGAAGUCGGGCGCAGUCAAAGUGGAAGAGUUUGAGCCAUUGAAUGGGAAAAAUCGAGUAUAGUCGAUUCACGGCUACCGCGUGGCGUGUCUGCGCUCUCCACCAACUAGGCACUUUCUCUUUUUUUUUAUCGUGUCAGGACCCAUUUUUCGUUGGCUCAAUUCAGCCGUGAAUCAGCUAUAUAAACCAGCUUUUAAUUGAGGAAAAAAAAAACUUGGAACAGGUGGUCGAGGGGAACAUUUAUUAGGUAACGUGCUUACGCAAGUUUUGCAAAGGGACGAGCCAAAACGAAUUUAGAAGGUCAGCGCAACGCCAGCCACGUUUUUGCGCAACGCAACAACCUUUUUUUUAGGGCAAAUGCGUAGGCAAUGCUUUCCGCAGCUCACUUUGCGCGCGUUCCGCAGAAACCAGCAAUGCGCUCCGCAUCGUUUCCUGGGAGUGCAGCGCUUUUGAAAUAGUUUAAUCACAAGAUUGCUGGCCAAAUGCAAUUUUCGUCGGAUAACUGAGCUUUCUUGAGGUUAACCGUGAGUAGACUAGUCGUUGAAAGUGGGAGAGUUAGUAUUUGGACUCGAAAACUUCAUGAUGCAUCCCCGUAGUAUCCGAAGAAGCAGAAUCUUAGAAACCGAAGGAAAAAAUAACGAAAAUAGUAUCUCUUCGUUUUGAUAUAAUUUUUUUAACAGUUCAUGCUCCUUUAAAAGCCCUAGCAAUGCUUUCCGAACAUAUAUUUUUUUUUCCAGUUCCCGUUCUUCACAAUAGUUUGGCACUUGACGAUAACAAACGCGGUGAACAUAAUGAUCCAGGCGACGUGCAUAUUUCCGUCGAUGUUCGUCGAGCUCGACGAGUCGGAAUUUUGGAACACCUGGUGAGAAAAAUAUACCUUUUUUCGUCCUCCAAAGUUUUUGUUUCAGAGACGAAAAUUGCUUUCAUGUUUGAAAAAAUUCUCAAACGCUUGAAAUAAACGUUCAAUUCCUCUUCUUGGAAUUUUUUCCAAGAAAAUUGAGGGAAAUUGUCGAAAUUCCAAUCAGAGAUCUGCUAUUUUUCAGAUUUUUUUAUAAACACGAAAUAUUUUUCGAAGCUACAGAAAAAAUUGGCAAAACGUCGCAACAAUACAGUCAAAUUCAAAGCAUUUUCCUUGAAAUAAACAGUUUUUCCAGGUUUUCGGUGGGCUCAAUGAUCUCAACGGCCACCGACGUGGCGAUGAUGUUACUAGUUCUAUUGAUCGCUAUAAAUCGCUUCUCAGUCUUUAUUUUCAAGCCCCUAUCCUCGGCCUUCACCAAGUAUCUCUUCCAUUAUUUCAGUUUACAAAAAUAAAAAAAUCUCCAGGGACACUGUGAAAUACCCUUUAAUGGUCACUUGGAUUGCCGUCGCUUUUUUCAUUUACUUGCGUCUUUUCCAAAUGAAAACCGUACGGAAGUUCUCCAAGGCCAACUUUGAAUUUUCAGAAGUUUUCAUCACCAAAGAGAGCUGGGUCAACUUUGUGAGUCAUUCGAAUAUCGUCGAUUCUUUCCAGCUUGAAAGUCGAGACCGGUAGAUUCGAAAGGGGGGCGCGUUGCGUGUGCGUCGCGGCUUUUAGAGGGGAGCUCGAACUACGGCGUCUUUUCGACGACGCCACACUAAGAUUAACUGCCGAGAUAAACGCGAGACAUUGGCGGUACAUUGACGAGCUCGCAAACAUCUCGCUUUUUUUCUCGCGCCGGUCUCGCAUUUUUCUGGGCGCGAGCUCGCAUUUUUCUAGGCGCCAGCUCGCAUUUCUCUCGCAAUUUGAAAAUUUCCGAAAUGCGAGAUAAAUGCGAGAUGGCGCCAAGAAAAAUGCGAGGUCGCGCCGAGAGAAAUGCGAGAGCGCGCCUAGAAAAAAGCGAUAUUUUUGCGAGUUCGUCAAUGUACCGCCACCGACCUCGCGUUUAUCUCGUCAGUUAUUCUUAGUGCACGCCCGAUUUUUCUCCGUAAAGUGUCGUGUGCAUGCACUGUGCCGCUAUCGCGCAGAAAAAUCGCGCAGAAAAAUCGCGUUUUUAUAGAGGUAAUUCAAUUCGUCUCAAAAACCUCUAGCAAUACGGCGUUCUGUGCCUUUAAAAUGUUAUGUUAUUUGAGCUCUUAGAGCCGAAAUUUCUGCCGUUCCCAUGACGUCACGAGGGAACGGCGGAGAUUUUGACUCCGCCCAUCGUGUUUUUUUUUGGUUUUUUAAGCCGCGAGCCACCUCUUUCAUCUUCAUUUGAUAAUUAUUUCAACAAAUUUUAAUUUUUUUAGGAUUUUGAAAAGCUUUGGUUGAACAGAAACAGUAUGAAAACAAUUUAAAAAAAACUUUUUUCUGCAUUUUUCCAUGAUUGCGUUUGACUUCGAGGUCCCUGCCAAAAAGCCGCUUCGCACACGCAACGCGUCACCAACAUCGCCUUUCAAGUCGGGAAAAAUAGACCCUAUUCAAAGAGUUGUAUUUAUAAACAAUUUUAGACAUUGACCAUGAUUGGAUAUAUCAUCCCGCUGAUCAUCUUCUGCGUCUAUCUUCUCAUGUACGCUGUUAUCAAGAAGAAAAGAGCGUCGUUGAGUACUGUGAUAGUGGAAGAGAACCCGAAUCACAGCAACGUCGACUUUAAUUUGCUGCUCCAAGGAUUUCUUCUGUCCAUUUCGCUUCUGGUACGUCAAAACUAAUACAAUAGUCAACGAAAAAUCGCAAAAAAUCCAGAACGAUACGUUUUUAAUUAUUUGGGGGAAGGGGGGAUGGGGUUUCUUUACUCGUAUGUUAGAGGUCCCAUCGGCUCUUGAAGGUUAUUAUUAUUUUCAUUUAUUUAUAAAUUAUGAUGAUUUCAACAUUGGGGGUCGGGUCGCCCUGGGGCCAUAAAAUGAACAUGAUUUCUUCAAGUUGAGACCACUUGUGGGAUAUUUUUUUUCUUCUUCAAGCAUGUUUCCUUGUUCCAGAUAUGCCGGAUGUUGAACACGGUCACGCCGAGAAUCCAGACGGCGACUUGGAUCGUCUGGGUCCUGAGUAUCGUCAAAGCCAUGUCCACCGUGAUCAAUAACAUGCUGAAUCCUGUCCUCUUCCUGACCACCAACAUAACUGUCCGGAAAAUCUUCAAAAGCCUUCUCAAAUGCGAAUCGACCAAGCCAAAGUUCAUCUCCGAGUCGGAUAUGCCCAGUGGUGAGUGGAAUUUCGGGUCAUUUAUUUAUUUCAGGCAAAAGAAUCAUAAAGUCUGUGUGCCACGACUUGAAAAUUAACCGAACGACAUUCCGCUGUUCCGGUGCGUGCGUUCGCGUAGCGUCUUUCGAAUCUAAGUCACGCUUUCAAUUGAUUGUUAUUGCUGUAGGAGCACACGAAAGUAGAGUACCUUGAGAAAAGAAAAAAUAAAUAAAAGCGCGACCAAGUUACGCAAAGGCGCGCAGCGGAGUGUCGUUUGGUGAAGUUCCAAGUCGGUUUACACAUCCUAUAAUGGAGAUCUUAAAAUUUCUGCCUGUCUGUUCCUUUGCCGGUGAGGUCAGAGAAAUAUGAAAACAGCCUACAACAUGAGAGGGUCGCCUAGAGACGAGGAAGGCACAAAGAAGUAUCUCCCUUUUAAGCGGGGGAAACGGACUAUGAAGAAAUUUGAAUUAAAUUUCAAAAAAUAGUGUUAGACUCGAUUCUUUGGAACCCUAACGAAUCGGGUUAACACAUCCGUAAAUAAAAAACAACGUUAAAUUGUUUUCAGCGAGACCAAAGCAUCGAAUACGGUUCAAUUUAAAAAGCAAAGCGUUAAGAUUCAAAAGAGCCAAGGUACAAAUAAUUUCAGAUUUUUUGUAAUUUCAAAAAAAAAUUCUAGGCGGUCGAACCGAUAGUUCAACUUUCCAACAUGGAUAUGCCUCGUGUCGCGGCUUGA